This is a messenger RNA of Eremothecium sinecaudum, 654 nucleotides long. It is a transcript of the gene ROX3, whose product is annotated as Rox3p. Gene Ontology annotation, molecular function: transcription coregulator activity. The coding region runs from base 1 to 654 and encodes 217 amino acids. The transcript has a single exon. Gene Ontology annotation, biological process: regulation of transcription by RNA polymerase II. NCBI's taxonomy places the organism in Eukaryota, Fungi, Ascomycota, Saccharomycetes, Saccharomycetales, Saccharomycetaceae. The record is from RefSeq and is a predicted model, not a curated record. Gene Ontology annotation, cellular component: core mediator complex; mediator complex.
AUGGGUGGAGUAAUGCAUGAAAAUUCCACGCUACCAGCGUACUACUAUUACGUUGAUCCUGAUGGACCAGCUUAUGAACCUCAGCAACCAAAUCCACUAGAUGACCUUAUAUCAGUUUAUGGAUUACAGGAUAUUUCAAGACAGGUAGCUAGAACUAAUCCUGAUGGUACAAAGGCCGUUAAGUUGCGGAAAUCGUUUAAAAAUCAAAUACAGGACCUGUCGGGAAAGUUUUCCGUGAUACCAAGUAGAGCUAAUGGUAAGGGAGGAGAAAUUUCUUCAAUUGUUUUCCAGAAUAAUGGCGAUAUGAUGCCACAAUUGAGUAAAGAAAGCGGAAGCAUGUCAAGAGAAGAGUGGCGAAAAUUAGUUAUGAACCAAGACAAAGCCCUGUUUGAACAGUCUGCGAUAGACUGGGAUAUGUGCUCGAACGUGAUAUCUCAAUUUGACCGGAGCUAUCCUGGAGAAUUUAAGAAUCAAGGGUUUGAAGUGGAGGAUCUGGCAUUUGACUUGGAUGGUACAGGAAACACCAACAAUAGUGGGUAUAGUGCUGUAAGUGGUCUGAAAAACAAGAAGCGGAAGAGUAAAUCGAACGGAUCUUCAAUGGCAACUCCAAAUAGCGAUAUACAAGAGGAUCUAAAAAGAAGAAGAUUGGAAUGA